ACAGUCUCAUUCACUUGUUACAGUGCUCAUCUGUGACAGUUCCACUGUAUUAUCAUUAUGAACACAACAAUCAUAAUGAUAAUAGACCACAUUUAAAUAAUCAAUGGGUCAUGCUGGUCCGCCUCUGAAUCCUAAAAUGUAUAAAGGUGCCGGACCAUCUGACCCGAAGCUCACUCAACCUGUGAACUUUCACAGAGCAACAUAACCGGUUUUUAUUGGAUUGAAUAUCUCAAGUUUCAAAAUGCCACCAGCAAGGAAAGGACCUGUGUAUAUAGUGUGCAGGAUGUUCUUGCUAUCAUCCAAAAUGGAGAGUGACUUUGAGUUGGAUUCAGACGACAGUGAUGCAAGUGAUAGAGAAACAGAUGAAGAUGCUGGUGAAAGAAAACCAACAACCCACUGAACCCACUGACUGCCCAGACGAUGAUUAUGAGGACAUUGAGCUACAACCAAAGAAACCGACCAUGCCCCGUGACCGGUAUCGCUGGCUGAAAAGGGAUUUUGUCAGUCCCAAUACUGAUUUUUCUGGUCCAGAUGUCACCAAUGGUGGUGUUUCCAUCCACACACCACUGGAGUACUUCCAGAGAUUUGUGUCAGAAGACAUGCUUUCAGGUUCUGACACAAAACACAAAUGAGUACAGCUUUCAAAAGACUGGAAUAUCUGUUAACACCAAUAAAAAAAAAUCGAGAAAGAGAUUGGAAUUUACUUGAAGAUGGGCCUAGUUCAAAUGUCUGGAGUCAGUAUGUAUUGGGAGACAGCCCUGCGGUACAACCAAGUUUCAGAUGUGAUGUCACGCAACAGAUUCCAAGAACUGCUGAGAUCGUUACAUUUUUUUCAACAACUUGACAGUGCCAGAGACAGAAAAGACAGACAAAUUGUGGAAACUAAGACCUUGGCUUGAUUCAUUCAGAGAGAAGUGUCUGCAGGUUGUACCGGAAGAACACAACUCUGUGGAUGAGAUGAUGAUCCCUUUCAAGGGGAAAUUCAGAGGCAUAAAUUCAGCGUGGGGGUUCAAAUUAUGGGUGAGAAGUGGAAUCUCUGGCAUGGUCUGUGAUUUUUAGGUGUACCAAGGCAGUGUCAAUGGACAUCGAGCCAAAUCUGAACUUGGAUUGUCAGGGGAUGUUGUGAUGAAGCAUGCUUCCACACUUCCAGAAGGGCAGAACUACAAAAUCUAUGCAGACAACUAUUUCAGCUGCAUCCCAUUGGUAGUUCAGCUCCUUCAUCGUGGAAUUCAUUACGUGGGAACAGCCAGACAGGUACGUCUACCCAACUGUAACCUUGCAGACGAGAAGAGCUUGAAGAAGAGUGGGAGAGGAAGCUUUGACCUCAGAGUCGAGGGGAACCACAACAUCUGUGUUGUAAAAUGGUUUGACAACAGGGCGGUGACACUUGUGUCAUCCUUUGCUGGUCCAGAACCUGUGCAGAAAAUUAAACACUGGGACAAAGCCACCAAAACCUACACUGAAGUUGAGAGGCCUUACAUUGUGAGAACUUAUAACAGAUUCAUGGGAGGUGUGGAUUUAUUGGAUUCACUUGCUGCCAAAUAUAAGUUCCGCAUUAAAAUCGAAACGGUGGUACUUGUAAAUCUUCUGACACACCAUUAUUCUUGCUGUGAUCAAUGCCUGGCUCCUCUACAAGCGAGACUGCACAGUGCUCAAGUUUUUGCCAAAAGAGACGCUGAAAAGGAGACCGUUUCAGGCAGAACUAGCAGAUUCUCUUAUCCUGGUGAACACAACUCCAAUUAAAUCAAAGAGAGGGCAACCAUCUUCAGCCGGUGGCAGCCCAAUAACAGACGAGGAGCCCUUUGAAUGCUCACAAGAGAUCGUCCUCUGAUGGGAGUGAACCAAAUGGGACCCCAUCUAAGAGGCCAUCUGCAACCCCCCCCCCCCCCACCGAUGGACGUGCGCAGGGACAUGGUUGCACAUUUACCAGUGAAGACAAAAAGAGGACGCUGCAGACUCUGCAAAACUGGCUACACCAAUACUCUAUGCUGCAAGUGC
Molecule: messenger RNA, 1998 nt
Organism: Myxocyprinus asiaticus (Chinese sucker)
Lineage: Eukaryota; Metazoa; Chordata; Actinopteri; Cypriniformes; Catostomidae
Product: piggyBac transposable element-derived protein 2-like
Exons: 4
Coding region: 1126-1743 (205 amino acids)
Source: RefSeq, a predicted model, not a curated record